Molecule: messenger RNA, 744 nt
Organism: Aspergillus steynii IBT 23096
Lineage: Eukaryota; Fungi; Ascomycota; Eurotiomycetes; Eurotiales; Aspergillaceae
Exons: 3
Coding region: 1-744 (247 amino acids)
Source: RefSeq, a predicted model, not a curated record
AUGGACGCCAGCAAAAUCAUCUACGGCAGGCUUUCAGAGAUAGUCAUCCGGCCCGAACCCAAAACAGAAAGAUCGAGAAGAAACUGGAUCCUCUCAGAGGACCAGGUCCUCGAUUGGCCUGAAUUCAAAAGGGAGGUACGGGCCAUCACUACCAAGCACCUCGGAGAGCCCCAGCCGCAAGCAGCUCUGCCCCCUGCUCAAGGACACUAUGUCGUCGGGGCAGAACCUGGCAUCACAAGCUGCAUCAUCAGCGGAGCCCUGGAGCAGGUGGGCCAGGUGCUCGAGGCCCAGGGGGUAAGGGUGAGAUAUGGGGAUAGGGCAACGGGACCGCGUCUUAUUGGGACUUACUAUCCCGAUGUUAUCGGGCAGCGAUCGGUGGAAGUUGGGGAGACAAGAAUUGCGGGCGAAGUUAAGGUGCCCUGGAAUACCAGCCUCGAACCAGGAAGAGAUCUCCACAGGGUAUUGGGACAAGUCGCCAAGUACAUGGACACCUACGGGUGCAGUUACGGGUUCGCCUGCACCUACGAGAAGCUGGUUCUCGUUAAACGGUUUGACAUGUUCCGUUUCAAGGUCUCACCUGUGGUCAAAGGGGACCAGAACGCCGACCCAGAAACCCUCAGUGUGAGGGAGUGUUUCUACUUCCUCGCCAGAAUGGCAGCGGGCUCCGAGUGGAAGCACCAUGGAGACAAAGCAGGGGACGCGUUGACAAAUGGUCAAUUUCGAUCUCGCAAUUUGAGACGUUAG